GCUUGUCUCCUACCGAAGUCGCGCUUGCUCGUUGGCUAUGGCGGAGGAAGCCCAGAGCAAGGCAACCGAGGUGGCUCCUAUGAAGGUGGAGGAAGCGGCGGUGACCGAGGCGACACCUCCGGCGCCAGCUCCUGAGCCGGGUGAGGAGGAGGCGGAGCCGAAGAAGACGGCCGAGGAGACGAAGCCCGAGGCGGAGGAACCGGGGCCUCCCGCCGAGGCCAUCGUUGCACCGUCCGUCUCCUUCAAGGAGGAGAGCAACGUCGUCGCCGACCUCGUCGACCCUGAGAAGAAAGCGCUUGAUGAGCUCAAACAGCUCGUCCAAGCCGCCCUCGCCAACAACGAGUUCGCCCCUCCUCCGCCACCUCCGGUCAAGGAGGAGGAGCCCAAGCCGGAGGAGCCUGCGGCUGCGGCCCCUGCUCCGGAGGAGCCCGAGACGGAGCCUGAGGAGCCCCCGAAGCCAGCUGAGACGGACUCACCCGCUCCUCCGCCGGAUGUGGAGCCUCCGAAGCCAACGGCCGAGAAGGAGGAACCUUUACCAGCUGCAGCCGAGGACGACGGCGGCAAGACAGGUGAAGCCGUGGAGGAAACCGUCGCCCCCAUCGCCACCGCUCCUGCGGCGGCCUCGGAGGAGGUCACUCCGGCGGCAGGAGACGAGCCGCCAGCUGAGACUCCUGCUCCACCACCAGCGGAACCGCCGGAGGAGGUGUUCAUCUGGGGCGUCCCCCUCCUUGGCGAUGAGAGGAGCGACACCAUCCUUCUCAAAUUCCUCCGCGCCCGGGACUUCAAGGUGAAGGACGCCUUGUCGAUGCUCAAGAACGCUGUCAUCUGGCGGAAGCAGUUCGGGAUCGAGGCCCUCCUCCAGGAGGACCUCGGCCUGCCGGAGCUGGAGAAGGCCGUGUUCAUGCACGCCGUCGACAGGGAGGGCCACCCCGUGUGCUACAACGUGUAUGGGGAGUUCCAAAACAAGGAACUUUACGACAAGGCCUUCGGCGACGAGGAGAAGAGGCAGAGGUUCCUCAAGUGGAGGAUCCAAUACCUGGAGAAGGGCAUCAGAGAGCUCUUGGACUUCACUCCUGGUGGCGUCUCAUCCAUGGUUCAGGUGACCGAUCUCAAGAACACGCCGCGGCUUGGGAAGCAUCGCCAGGCUACGAGGCAGGCAGUCACCCUGUUGCAGGACAACUACCCUGAGUUCAUCGCCAAGAAGGUGUUCAUCAAUGUUCCAUGGUGGUACUUGGCUUUUAGUCGGAUGAUGAGUCCCUUCUUCACGCAGAGGACCAAGAGCAAAUUCGUCUUCGCCGGGCCGUCCAAAUCGGCAGAGACCCUAUUUAAGUACAUAGCACCCGAGCAAGUUCCAGUUGCAUUUGGAGGACUAAGCAAUGAGAGUGAUCCAGAAUUCACCACUGCGGAUGCUGUUACCGAAGUUACCAUCAAGGCCUCAUCGAAGCAAUCGAUAGAAAUACCAGCUACUGAGGCAACCCUCCUGGUGUGGGAACUCCGAGUCUCAGGUUGGGAAGUGAGCUAUGGCGCCGAGUUCAUGCCAAGCGCGGAGGACGGGUACACGGUGAUCGUGCAGAAGACUAGGAAGUUGGUUGCCACUGAUGAGCCUGUAAUCAAGACCUCUUUCAAGAUCGGCGAGCCGGGAAAGGUGGUUCUUAACAUCGAAAACCCAACAUCUAAGAAGAAGAAGCUCCUUUACCGAUCCAAGGCGAAGAGCUCUGCCAAACCCACAUGAGCGGCUUGCGGCGUACCGUCAUUCAUCUCCAUUGAUAUAAAUGAAAGAAAUAAAAGGAAGAGCUCAGUCUUAACCUUUGUUGUUGGUGUGUGAUUGGUUUGUUUAUUGGAGUCAAAAUUAUAUUUGUCUACUUGUGAGUUGCUGCUGUAGUUUCAUAAGACAUGGUUGAGGUGUUAGAAAGGUGAUAAAGAGGACUUAUGCUUCUUGUUAUCAUUGUAAA
Molecule: messenger RNA, 1952 nt
Organism: Musa acuminata subsp. malaccensis (wild Malaysian banana)
Lineage: Eukaryota; Viridiplantae; Streptophyta; Magnoliopsida; Zingiberales; Musaceae
Product: patellin-3
Molecular function (GO): lipid binding
Source: RefSeq, a predicted model, not a curated record